AUGGGUUUUCAACAUAAACAAGAAAUGGGUAGAUCUAGAGAGUAGCAAAACGGUGAUGGCGGAAGGAGCAGCGGCGGACGAGGAGGUGGAAAACGUGGUGGCGGGCCUGGGGUCAUACAGAGGCAAAGUGGGAUUAGUAAGUGAUUGUGAAGAGGAGAUUAUGCUUCUUUGGGCUAUUCAGCAGCCGAUUUUCUCUAAGCACAACGCUUUUGUCAGUCAAUCAGCACUUCAGCUCCACAUUGAUGCUUGUGGCCGCUCCCUCUCCAUUCUCCAGUCCCCUUCUUCUCUGGGCACUCCUGGUGUAACUGGUUCAGUGAUGUGGGACAGCGGCAUUAUUCUGGGGAAGUUUUUAGAGCAUUCUGUGGAAUCUGGAAAAAUUUUCCUCCAAGGAAAAAAUGUUAUCGAGUUAGGCUCUGGCUGUGGAUUGGUUGGUUGCAUUGCUGCUUUAUUGGGAGCUCAGGUAAUUCUGACGGACUUGCCUGAUAGACUGAAGCUAUUAAAAAAAAAUGUCGAAACUAAUCUUUAUGGAGACGUUCGAGGGUCAGCAACAGUGAAUGAACUAACAUGGGGAGAUGAUCUGGACACAGAUUUCACUGAUCCUUCACCUGAUUUUGUGGUUGGCUCGGACGUAGUAUAUAGCGAAGGAGCGGUACUGGAUUUGAUGGAAACUAUAGUAGGACUCUGCGGGAAACAAACAACUAUCAUUUUGGCUGGAGAGCUUCGAAAUGAUGCCAUUCUCGAAUACUUCCUGGAAGCUGCAAUGAAAGAGUUCAUUGUUGGCCGUGUUGAUCAAGACCAGUGGCACCCAGAUUAUCGCAGCUCACGCGUUGCUAUAUAUGUUUUGGUGAAGAAGUAGAAGAGACGGAAUCAAUCAUAUCAAGAGAGGCUUGUGUCGUUCUCUUGAUGAAUUUAGCUAUUGUACUUAUGGAGUGUUUACAAGAACUGUUACUUUUACAAAAGUGAUUUUUGUCGAAAAAAUUAGAAUUGUAGCAGAAUUAAACUUGUUUAGUGUUUGUAAGAAAUGUGAAAAGCAUAUAAAAGUUAAGUUGGAUAGUGGUUAUGGAAA
This is a messenger RNA of Sesamum indicum (sesame), 1066 nucleotides long. RefSeq names its product S-adenosyl-L-methionine-dependent methyltransferases superfamily protein. NCBI's taxonomy places the organism in Eukaryota, Viridiplantae, Streptophyta, Magnoliopsida, Lamiales, Pedaliaceae. The record is from RefSeq and is a predicted model, not a curated record.